CAGCCGCGCGGGCAUGGCCGCUCGCCGCGGCGACCGGUGCCCACCGGACGCGCUGCUGAACCGCUUCCACGCCGAGCGGGCCAGGAAGGAGCGCCGCUGGCAGCUGCUCUUCACGCAGUACACCGUAAACCCCCUCCAACCCGUUCACAUGGUCUCUAGGAAGCCAAUGUCUCGGCAUGAGAACAUACAGGAGCCGAUAGAUGAUGAAUUCCUGAAACUUCUUCACCGUGCAGCAGUGGUGCCAAGAGAGAAAUACUCAGAGCCACAAACUGAAAGCCAAGUAAUUGGCUGGCAUACAAAACCUUUGGUUCCUUUUGAUCGCAGUGAUACCAGAUUCUACUUCCCACGCCACACAACUGAGAUUACCAUCCAUGGCUACCCUGCACCACGGGAACCGAAGUUUAAAGACCAGGAAGAAAGCUACACAUAGAAUGUUAAUGACAUCUGAUGUGUUAGGUCCUGCUCGUUAUCUAGCAAGUCUGGCAGACCUCUAGUGAGAGACAAUAGAAAAGAGAACUUUAGUCUGUCCAGAUUUACAACCUGACAACAGUGUCACAAAUAAACCCAUCUGUAAGGCUC
Molecule: messenger RNA, 579 nt
Organism: Serinus canaria (Common canary)
Lineage: Eukaryota; Metazoa; Chordata; Aves; Passeriformes; Fringillidae
Gene: CFAP144
Product: cilia and flagella associated protein 144
Exons: 4
Coding region: 14-430 (138 amino acids)
Cellular component (GO): ciliary base
Source: RefSeq, a predicted model, not a curated record